This is a messenger RNA of Saitoella complicata NRRL Y-17804, 1149 nucleotides long. RefSeq lists its product as uncharacterized. The record is from RefSeq and is a predicted model, not a curated record. Bases 94 to 1062 code for a protein of 322 amino acids. The transcript has 3 exons. Gene Ontology annotation, molecular function: catalytic activity. NCBI's taxonomy places the organism in Eukaryota, Fungi, Ascomycota, Saitoellomycetes, Saitoellales, Saitoellaceae.
GCCAUACAUCCCCGCGAACGUCCGAACCUCAACCAAAAAUAAAACACCACCCAUUCCGAACCCUGAACACCAAUUGAUCCAUCUACCAAAACAAUGUCCAAACAACAGCACUUCACCCGCCUCAUCCGCUUCGUCGCCAAGGACGGCAAGCGUGUUCUCUACGGCGACGCAAUCCUCCCUUGCCGCGGUGCCGGUGCCGAGAAUGCUCAGAAGGCGAAGGUGAUUAAGGGUGAUCCGCUCGGAGAGUACGAAAUUACGGACGAGGAAGUCGAGGUUGGACGUUUACUCGCACCAUUGGAGACAGAGAAGGUAGGCACCGUCAGAUGUCUCGGUCUCAACUACGCCGCCCACGCCAAAGAAUCCGGCAUGCCCCAACCGAAAUACCCAGUCCUCUUCUACAAACCCCGUACCUCCCUCACCGGCCCCAUGGCCCCAAUCCCCGUCCCCACAAUGGCCCAACAAAACACCCUCGCGCACGCUUCCCACCCCUCCGCAACAGCCUCCGCAACUCCAGGUAGCACAACCCCCAAACUCGACUACGAAGUCGAACUCGUCAUCGUCAUCGGGAAGAAAUGUCGGGAUGUGAAGGAGGAGGAUGUCGAUGACGUGGUGUUGGGAUACGCAGUCGGAAACGAUGUGAGCCAGCGCGCCUGGCAGAUUGAGUUGGGCGGCGGACAAUGGUCCCACGGGAAAGGUUUCGACGGCUGGGCACCCUGGGGCCCGUGCAUCACCCACCCCUCCCUCCUCUCCCCGCACUCCACAGGCAACCGCAACCUCGACCUCCGCAUCACCUGUUCCGUCAACGCCCACCCCCGCCAACAAUCCACAACCGCAGACAUGAUCUUCGGGAUCAGGAAGACGGUUGCGUUGUUGUCACGUGGGGUUACGCUCAUGCCGGGUGAUUUGAUUUUUACGGGGACGCCGGAGGGGGUUGGGAUGGGGUUUAAGCCUGAGGGGAAGUGGUUGAGGGAUGGGGAUGUUGUUGAAGUUGGGGUUGAGGGGUUAGGAAAGUGUAAGAAUGUUGUUGUGUUUGAGGGAGGAAUGGGGAGGGCGAGGUUGUAGGUGUGGGACUUGAAGGUGUAAGAGGUUAAAAGUCGAGUUGUUAAACGGGUGAUGAUUCCCACGGCCGCGUCGCGGAUUCCCAGGUGC